Messenger RNA from Penaeus vannamei (Pacific white shrimp), 2127 nucleotides. NCBI's taxonomy places the organism in Eukaryota, Metazoa, Arthropoda, Malacostraca, Decapoda, Penaeidae. The record is from RefSeq and is a predicted model, not a curated record.
AUGAACACAGUGAAAGAGCAUAAGAUAAAUACUUGGUGUCGCAAAGCCAAUUCUUCGAGAAGUGAUGAUAGGCACAAACUUGCAAGUGUGGAAGUGUGGCUACCGAGCAGAAAGCUCAGGGUGUUUCUGAUCCUCCUCCUGGUCGUCCCUUUCGGCCUCUGGCUCUACCAGGACGCGCUGCCGAGGACCCCGCAGACGUCCUACUGGAAGGCGGCUCUGGAUUCUGGUCGAGACUUCCUGUUGGGUGAACAGGAUCCAUUGCCUUGGUGGGACGGAGGCGACUGCCCUUGCCAUGGCAAAUGGUGCUUUCCAGAGCAGGGUCGCAACCUCUCGAGGGAGGACGCGGGCGGCGCCUGCGGCCGGAGGGCGUGGCUGGCAGGCGGAGGGCAGAAGGUGAUCAGUUUCUCAUUGUUCGGGAAUAAGCCACAAUACUGGCAGGCGUUCGGCAAGAACCUCAACGCGACAAAGGCCAUGUACCCUGACUGGGUCGUGUGGCUUUACACUAAUCCUCGCGGCCGGGAAGAUGUCCUCUGCCCGCUCCUGCGCGAUUUCCCUCACUUGUACAUCUGUGACGUCACCAACUUGCCUUCGCUUGGAAAUGUGACGUCAAUACACAACAUGGUGUGGAGAGCGCUGCCCCUUGGCGACGAAAGGGUCUCCGCGUUCUUCGUCCGAGACACCGACUCGCUUCUCCUGGAACGAGGCGCUGCGGCCGUGAGGGAAUGGAUGGCGGGGAACAAGAGCUUCCACCUGCUGAGGGACCAUCCGUACCAUGGCAUUCCCAUCAUGGGAGGGCUGUGGGGCGCCCGCUGGGACCUCGAGACGCAUAACGUGUCAGAAUUCAGGAAUGAGCUUGCUGGGAUUCGAAGCACACUGAUAGAAGAAGCCAGAGGGAAAUUUCACAAGGGUUUUGAUCAACAUAUCUUAGCGAAAGUGUUGUACCCGAAGACGAAAGGUGAUGCGAUGUCUCACGACAGUUACUUCUGCCAGCAAUUCCCAGAUGGUUUCAGACCUUUCCCGAUCCAGCGUGAGAACGGACAUUACUUAGGGAAUUACAUGGGCAGCCCAGACCAGGAUCCUCUGUUUGUUAAUCAGCCCUGCCCAGUGGCCUGCCGUCCAACGGAUCAUCAGAACUGGACCUACUGCUAACUAUUGCCGCUAAAGACCUUGGUUGAUAAUGUUAAAUAAUCAGUUACUGCUGACUCAAUCUUUCGUUAGUAAUGACCCAUUGCACUCUUUAGUGAAGGAUUUCGUGUUGUUAUCAAUAUCAGUGCGUUGAUAUUGAUUCGUGUUUUAUUGUUGUAAGCAUCUCUACUUAGGAAGAAGGUCCAGUGAGCGAUUUAUUGUCUUGUUGGUCGAGUGGAUAGUGAAAGUUUGGCGAAGGGCAGUGCUGGCGUCCUCCGGCUCUUCAAAAUACGGGUCGCGAUUCAGUGCUGGGUCAGUGGAGCGCCACUUAAUUAUCAUCAUGAUACAUAACAUUUUUCAUAUGUGUGUGUGUGUGUGUGUGUGUGUGUGUGUGUGUGUGUGUGUGUGUGUGUGUGUGUGUGUGUGUGUGUGAAUAAGAUCAAUUUCUAUCGUGUAGGAUAUAUGAAAACGAAAAUAAUCAGUUUUCCUUUAUACAGGACAUAGAAAUCAAAUUAUUAGUUUUCAUUUAUGCAGGAUGUUGAAAUAUUAGCUCCAUGAUAACAAUGGAGCUAAUUAUGAAUGUAAAGUGUUUAUAUGAUUAUAGUCUGUAAUAUCAGUGUUCAGGAUAAUUGUUUACAACUAGAUAAUCAUAGUAGCCACACUUUUGUUUUGUUUGUUUGCUAUCUCUGUUUUGUUGAAGUUUUGGUGUUAUUGCUCUUGGAAUCACUGGCAAUGAGCUAAAGGACGCUCAGACAAGCUCCGCCCAUUUGUCCACACCAAACUCGUUUCCAACAUGUUCCGGCCACUGGUUAUUACCCUCGCUUUAAGACUUCCCUCUUUGGUCGCUGGUAGUCUUUCUCUGGCCAGGUCUUCCGGCCAUUGGAUUAUACGCUGUAAUACUUUUCGCCUCAAAGAGUGCAUUACCUCCAUCAAGGGAAUAGGGUCACUCAUGCAAUAAAGAUAUUUGCACUUGAAGAAUUGCAUUAAAAUCACCUCUUUCUC